Messenger RNA from Acanthocheilonema viteae, 1419 nucleotides. Lineage: Eukaryota; Metazoa; Nematoda; Chromadorea; Rhabditida; Onchocercidae. The record is from the annotation of a GenBank genome assembly.
AUGAUAUCUCCUAAACGGAAGAAGAUUGUACAAAGGAGUGAUGAAGAUGAUAUAGGGGCGGUUCUCAGUAAAAUACUCUUGGAGGAUUGUGAUUUAGAUAUGAAUACUCUUUUAAGGCUUCGAAAUUACCUACAAAACUCGAAGGAUAACGAAUUACAAGUUCAGUCAAUAAAAUUGAAAAUUGGGCAAACAGUUAUUACUAAUUUGCUGUGCCAAUAUAACGCGAUGGAAUCGGAGAAAGAUAAAGCAAUCUUUGAUAUCCUUUGCAUGCUCGAGAGAUCAUAUCAAAUAAGCAUGAGACCCUUUUUUCCUAUAAUAUGGGGAAAGCAAGCAAAAGAUAAUUAUGAAAAAUUGCGUCAGUUAGGACAGACUCUACACACGAAGCCUACGACGGAUCAGGUUCUGGAUUAUCUAAAUCCAAGGCUAAUGUGGGAUACAUUACUGAAGUCCGAACAGACAACCAGGAUCAAAAUAUCUGGAAAGGAUUCUUCGAGUCAGUUUUAUGAUGCCCGUUUCAUACUUCGUUUAUUGGCAAUCUUGAUAGAUGAUGGUGCAAAAAUGAACAGUCGAAAAUUUAUUGAUGUAAAUGGUCUUUCAUUUGCAUUUGCAGCAACGAGUUUUUUUAGCCGAAGUGAGCGCUGUAUUGCAUACUUGAUACUCAGACGUUUUCUACUUCACUUAACAGAAUUGGAUGGGGAUUCAUUUUCCGAAAAGUGUUUAUAUAUCUAUCUGUUGCAAAUAUUCAAAAACAGUAUCGAAAAUCCAAUUCAACGACUACCACACGUUGUUGCACAUUUUUUCGCAAGAGUGACCAAAUUGAUUUUGCAUCCCGAAGAUCCGGUCUAUCAACCAAUAUUGUCGUUUCUGCUGCUUAAGCCAAAUGUUGACGUUCAAAAUGUUCCGGAAAUUUACAAACUGUUAUUGAGUUCAAGUACACAGCAUUACAACAAGGAGCGUCAUUGAUAUGGGAUCAAGUUAUUACUAUCACUUUUUGGUAGUGUUAUUGCUGAUCAAGAAACGAAAAAAUACAUUUUACUAUCACUUCGGGCUAUCUUGCAGCAUCGAUCACUAGCUAAUGAUUUAUAUGUCCGGCACAAUCUGCAUUCUUGGAUUGUUUUAACUUUGCAGAAUAGAAUGGUAACCAGAUGGGAACGUGUAUUUUUAUGCCAGUUAUUUAUCAUGCUUAUUACACAUGUUAAAGAACUUUACCGUGACAACUCAAACAAUGAGUCCAUGGAGGACAACUGGCGUAAAACUGUAGUAUACAAAACAUGUCAAAUGCUUGGAAAUAAAAUAUCUGAUGAGCUAGAAAAGGAAAAUGACAGUGUGAAAAGUAUGUGGUUACCAAAGCUGAGGCAACUAUUGUGCAAGGAUAGUUGGACACCGUCCCUGGAGUCGAACUGCUUUAUUCAGAAUUGA